Molecule: messenger RNA, 883 nt
Organism: Oryctolagus cuniculus (rabbit)
Lineage: Eukaryota; Metazoa; Chordata; Mammalia; Lagomorpha; Leporidae
Source: RefSeq, a predicted model, not a curated record
AGUGUUUGGCGACGGACGCACUAUUCCGGGUGCUCUCUGCUCAAUUUCUCUGUCGGCUAUGUUCCCUAGGGUCUCGACGUUCCUGCCUCUUCGCCCCCUCACCCGCCUCCCUUUGUCCUGUGGAAGCCCGGAGGCAUCUGCGAUUGCGGUCGUGCUGCUCGCUGCUCCGCCCGGAACGGUUAGGGCAAAAACUCAUAUCCAAAGAUAUUUCAGCACGAAUAAUGUAGCCAACAGCAAAAAAGAUGAAAAGUCUGUUUCCAGCGACGAGAUUUCCAAGACGAAUUCAGAGAGCUCUGACAGAACAAAGGAGAACACGAAAAAAGACUUGUUGGAUAUUAUUAAGGAUAUGAAAGUUGAAUUAAGCACAGUGAACGUACAGACAACAAAACCACCCAACCGAAGGCUUCUGGAAGGUGAGGAGGCUGUAAUUGGCAAGCUUCAAAGAGCUAAAAAGGAUGGCCCAAAGAAGAGAGAUAAGCCUCUGAGUCCUGAGUUGGUGGCAGCUGCGACUGCUGUGGCAGAUUCUCUCCCUUUUGACAAGCAGAAGACCAAGUCAGACCUGCUCAGGCAGCUCCAGCAGCAUGAGGAAGCCUCGUGGGCACAGAAGGACCGACAGAGGCCUAAAAUUAGUUUCAGGAACAUAAUUUCAGAUAUGAAAGUUGCCAGACCUGCUACAGCUAGAGUUCAUAUAAGACCAGAGCAUCAGAUUCAGUUUGACGAAGGAUCUGACAGUUCCCUUGACCAGAAGACUACUGAUCUUAGAAAAAGUAUUAGAAAAAAUUUAUUCAAGGGGAAGAGGCUUAAUAUUUUUGACUCUAAGACACUUACUGAAGAAGCACCUGAAGCAGGUUUGUUAAGAAAAGAAUAACACUAUUUCUCGUUU